AUGCGCAGACCGAGGUUUCGGAGGACCUCUUCCUCAAGGACUCCUUCCUGGAGGUCCAGCGAGCCCGACUACGUCAUGCCUGCCGCCCCAAGCCCAACACAGAUGUCGUUCCGGAACAGAGACACGGGCUUUCCGGAGCCAUUCUGCGGGUGUCGGAAUACAUCACUACCGCACCCCGAAGCAAAUCUCAGUCCCGACGCUUGCAUCACUGAGGAAGAUGUCAACCCGGCGCGCGCGCUCAUCAGAUACCGGAUGACGUUCAAGGCCAGGCAGGGGUUUCGGGACGGCUCACCAAACAGACGCGAUCGAAGACCCAGUUACUCAUCUGAAGAAGGAACCUUCGCCGCCCUUGGCCGGUUCGCAAUCAACUCGCUUCGAACUGCGGAAAUUCCCGGAUUCGAUGCGUUUCUCUCCUCGUCAAAGGACGAGGAGAGUAUUAUUGAGUCGUCGGACGGAAUGAGCAGCAAAAGUCCUGAUUCGCCGCUACAGCCCGGGAAAGAGUAUGGUCAGGCCUUUGACCCACGAGACGCGACGCGGGAUCGUCGACGAGGGCGGCGCAGAGGAAGCUUCAUUAGCAGGCUGGUGCCGAGGUAG
This is a messenger RNA of Chaetomium strumarium, 594 nucleotides long. RefSeq lists its product as uncharacterized. The record is from RefSeq and is a predicted model, not a curated record. Lineage: Eukaryota; Fungi; Ascomycota; Sordariomycetes; Sordariales; Chaetomiaceae. The transcript has 2 exons. Bases 1 to 594 code for a protein of 197 amino acids.